UGAGUCGUAUUCCCGCACAGGAACAAAAAUGAGCGGGAGAAUUUGUGUUGUUAUUGUGGGCCAAAUGCAGUGACGGACUUUUUGAAAGAUAUUAAUGUUUUUAUUUUAGAUAUUAAUAUUUUAAUGCUUUAUUUCACUAUUGUUUUGAAAGUUAAUCUGUUGCGAAUGCAAAAUUAGCUUCAAGACUUGCCAAACUGCCUAAACAAAGAAGAGUGGAAUGUAAGCGCGAAUGGCGGUCAGCUAACCUAGCAGUAACGGGCAUGUUGGGAUUGAAACGGAGAACCGGACUAUCUGCGCAUUUAAGAGCUUAACUGGUGGACACACAUUUUCUUUAACCGGGAUGAACACCAUGUCCCAGAUCAAAGCCAAAAAGAAACUGCAUUAUUAUCAAGGACAUGAAAUAGUCAGUUCUGACUUCAAGAUCGAUAAGGUUUUGACCCUGCGUGAUAUUGACAAACUCUUCGAUGAAAUUGAUGCUGACUCUGAGCUGGGUUUGCCUCUGCUUUCUCCUUUGCCCAAAAGCAAUGGUAUGAAUAGUCAGAAGAAAAGUGAAAGUUCUUCUGAUCCAGAAAAGAUGAAGGCAUCAUCUCAACAGGUGCCCAAGGAUGCUUUAAUCCAAGAAAAUGGCAUUCAAGAAGAUGAAAUGCUUUAUAAAGAGAGUCCGUUUAAAGAACUUGCUCCCAUAAAGACGUCCAGCCCUAUUGCUUUGGCAACAGAGAGGGAUGAAACGGUGGAUGGAGUCAGACCUGUGGCUGAUCCUCUUCUCUUUGUUGAGGACGAGGAACCCAUUAGUGGAGACUUAAACAAGGCAUCCUGCACUCAGCAGUCAGAACCGGUCAAGGAAUCUGUUAAUGGGGAUAGCGGGUCUCUGGCUUCACCACCAGAAAGGCUCGAGUUUAGAAAAACUACUAAAGCGACUGCUUGUUCUUUAUCAAGUAUGAAGCCUGCAGAAUCCAAUAAAAUGUCUGAGCAAGCCACACAGUCCCCUUCAGAAACAUUGGAGAAAAAUCUGAGUCAACUUUCUCCUGUUUUGGUUCAGAAAAGUGAACCAAAACUUCAAGAGGUGGAGCAAUGCAAGGAUCAGGUGGUGGAUGAUCAAGGCAAAGGAUUGUCUUUCCAGCACAAGCUUAAAAAGGCCUUGAUGCUUAAAUCCCCACGUUCCAGGAAACCAGCAGCUGUUCCAGCUCCUCCACCUGUGGAUUUAGAGGAGGAUUUCAUGAUCCUAGACGACGAGGCUCCUGUUCUUUUUGUCAUCCCUCGCAAGGCAGAGGUUAGCAGGAACAAAAGACCGGUCCCAGCAGACACCGCAAAGCAGAAUGUUCUUACAGAGCCACACUGUACAGAUCAGCUCUCACAGAGUGAAACAGAUACGACUAAUCAGCAUGGGAAGGAUGCCAAAAUAAAUAAAGUGCAAAUGGAGUCUGGUAAACAGAAACGGAAAGAAAAGCAUGGAAAAGCCUCAAAAAAGAGUGGCAAAGGCUCUGUGGCUCAUGAUAGUGUUGAGGAUGGAGCAGACCAUGUAACUGAAACUCUGGAGGACAUUUCUGAUCAGACCUCUUCUCAAACUGUACAGGGAUGCAAAACUGUGUCAUCAGGAAAGAAACGUGCAAACAGCAAGGCACCUGAGACUGCUGAUCUUUCUGACAAAGAUGAAACAAAUACAGGUGGCAGCCAAGAAAUCUUAGAUCCCGAGUCUAGAGCCACAAAGAAAUCCUCAAAAUCAUCUAAACGACAGAGACCCAGGCCAAAAGCUAAGAAGGAAUCCAAUAAAGACACUGCUGUAGCAGAUUAUCACCCCACAAAAUCCAACAAAAAAAGAAAGAAUAACAAAAAGGAGGAAACUGCCUCUAAGACAAAGAAAGGAAGUUCUAAACAACAAAAAGAGUUGGAACAGAUAGAUCCUUCCUUUGAGGACCAAGAGAAUGAAGCUUCACCUGCCCUCAAUGAGCGAAAGGAGGAACAAAUGACAGCUGGGAAUAAACGAUCUUCACACAAGGAAGAUGCUGUGGAUCCAGGCAAAAAACAGAAGAGAAAAGAGACAAAACAGGUAGAACCAAAAUCACAGGAACCACCAACAAUAGAAUCGGACAUUUCUUCAGACAGUCCUUUGUGUUGCAAGAGGACAAGGAGACCUCCAGGAGCGUGGUGGCUCAGUAGCCCAAAUGAGAGUAACCCAGAGCCUCGGCCAAAGCAAGCGUUGGAUACAGCACCAAGACCGAAAGCCAGUACUAAAGCAUCAACAAAGCAAGCAGCUGCUGUUGAUUCUGAGGAAACAAAGUCUAUCAGGCCUGCCCAGGGGAAUCAGAAAAAGCAGAAGACUCCUAAUGUGUUGGACAGGGCUCAAAAGAUAAUAGCAGGUGACAAUGGAAAAAAAGCUGGAGCUGAGCAGAAGACUGCUAAGAAAACAGGUGGUCGAAGGAAACCAAAAUCAACACCCAGUCAACCUCAAGUGGCAUCACCAGGAGAGGAAGUGGGAGCUUAUCCAAAUGAGAAUGAUGCAGAGAUGAGUCCAGAAUUGUGUAGUCCUAACAGACAGCACAGCCUUCUUAGAGGUGAGAAGAGAGUGUUUGACUCGGUCUACUCACGUGAAUCCGGAUCUGCACAGAAACCGACUUCAUCUUCUCUUAGAAAACCAGACAGUGCCGUGUCAGACAAAGUUCCACAGAAAAGACAAAGAAAAGGUCCUUCCAAUUGGUGGGAGGCGCCACAGUCUCAGGAACCAGCCGAUGGGCUUCCCACACCUCGCAGUCCGCCUCCACUAAAGUCCAAACUAACAAAUACUCCCCUGCGUGGUGUGAUUAAUAAGGAUGGAAAUUCAAUGAAAUCACAAAAAACGAAGAAUCCCACCAGGAACCUAAAAAGAAACAUUAUCAACACGCCAAAAUCAAUCAAACGAUCUUUAGCCUCAAUGAAUGCCAUUUUUGCUUCUGAAAACCCCGAAAACAUUGUAAAAAGUGGAUUAAGAUGCAGAAAACAGGGACGCAGAAACCUCCUUCACUCUCUUGAGGACGAGUCCGAUCACUCAAGUGAGAAUGUGGCCCAGCUGCAGGGAAACGGCCGUACCUCUUUUGGCUUAACCAGUGGUGUUACAGAGGAGCCCUCGGGGACCAGAAACAAAACAAGUAUCCGAGUAUCCAGUGGACCCAACAUGUUAUCUGAUGUUGACGUGGCUUUCAGAAGUGGGCCGUCAUCAAUGCUUGAGCUUCAGCGACAUGAAGAGGAGGAUGAUAUUGACUUGCCAUCGUCUAGAGUGAUGCCGACGUCGAGAGUGAUGCCGCAUGUGCGACAGGCUCCACGAGUGUUGGCCCAGUGCGAUCUCUGUGGUCCUCCACUGCAGCCUAUUGUCCUGGAGGAAGAGGACUGGAACAACCUGCGUGAGUGGUUCUCUCACCUGUGGCCCCCAGCCUCUAAAGAUGGACGAGUUAUUAGUCCUGAUGACUUCCACUGGCACUCUCACGGAGGCCGAGCAAUGGGCCACGUGGUGGACCUCCACAGCCACUCUUUCUCACAUGGAAAGAUACUGCUGGGGUCAUUCAUGAAGAAACCCUCACAGGUGGACCUUGAUACGGUUUCUGUAUUCACCAUUAUCACAAGUUGUGUGCGUGUUGAUAUUGAUGGUGAAAAGUCCAUUUACAAUUCUGGACAAGUGUUUAUGAUCCCCUCUGGACAAGUGUACAGCAUUCAAAACCUCUGUCAGGAGCCUGCAGUGUUGAUUUACCACAGGACACAGUCAAGCGACACACAGAGCUGAUUGACGUUGUGGCUUCCAUCAACUUCUUUCAAAUAUUCAGCUGUAUAUUUGUUUUUUAAAGAUACAUUUGUAGAUGAUUGUUUCAAAAUGCUGUAGAAGUAUAGUUGUCUAGCAAAGCUCAUAAAUGCUAGUUGUUUUGUGUAAAUAGCUUCAAGAAAAUGUUUUUGAUUUUAUGAUGCUCUAUGAAAAGCUUUUCAAAACCGUGGUCUUAUUAAUAUACAUGUACAUUGUUGUCUUUAGUUUUCCCUCAGAAUGCAACUGUCUAGGUAUUCAGAACAAUUUUAUUUGGUUGUCAGCAGGGGUCAGCAGAUCCUUUGCUAUAUUACGCUUGCUGCGCAUGUCCAACUUUGCCUGUUUUUAUGCUCAGAAGUAGUGCUGUUUAUGUGAGCUACAUGUAAAAACAGACUUUCAUCUUCAUUUUUUUAGUAACCACUUCAUUAACAGUUGAUCAGUGUAUUGUCGUGUAAGUAAUUUCACAGCAUUUGUGCUUGGAAUAUUGAUUCGGCUUCUACUGUCCUGUUUGGAAAUGUAUUUAUGUGUGAUGUUUUUGUGUGGAUUUGUAAAAAACAUUUUGUUGGAAUUUUGUGUUUUACACUCCCUUUCUGAAAAAUCAAAGAGGUACAGAAGCCACUGUUCAUUUGCUUUUUUUAUAAAGUUAAAUUGUAUUUUCGACAGAAGAAAAAUAGAUAUACACGUCAGACAUUUCCAUUUUUGUAAAGUGUAUAAAUAGAUGCAUAAGACUUCAAUCCAUUAUUGUCUCUUUAACAUUUAAAAAUAAGUGUGACAUUCACUUCUGUGACAUUCACCAUUUUUUCCCUUUGUCACUUACAAAUCCUUUUUGUGAAGACCUGGGGACACUGUCGUUUAAUUAUGCAGCAUGCUUUUAACAUCAGACAUGCAGUGGAAACGCAACAUGAAAAAUAUGACACAAAAUA
Molecule: messenger RNA, 4686 nt
Organism: Carassius auratus (goldfish)
Lineage: Eukaryota; Metazoa; Chordata; Actinopteri; Cypriniformes; Cyprinidae
Product: peptidyl-prolyl cis-trans isomerase CYP95-like
Exons: 18
Coding region: 341-3751 (1136 amino acids)
Biological process (GO): spindle attachment to meiosis I kinetochore; kinetochore assembly; attachment of mitotic spindle microtubules to kinetochore
Cellular component (GO): kinetochore
Molecular function (GO): centromeric DNA binding
Source: RefSeq, a predicted model, not a curated record